UGGAAGGCUUUUUUUUAUUUAUUUAAAAAAAAAAAAACUUUUCUGUCAAUUAGCAAAAACCCAUUAAAAUUCCCACUCCAAUGAAAAAAGAGGAAAAAUUUCCCUUUUCUGCUCCUUUGUUUUCGUUCUUAUGGCUUUCAAAGAAAGGGCUUUCUGCAAAUUGCUAAUGGCAUUAAUCUGCUGGUGGAACUGUGAGUGAGCACUCAAACACAACCGUUUGCAAUUUCUCAAAUUCUGGGUCAGAAGGGUAUGUAAAUCAAGCUGAUUGUGUUCAUUAAUGGGUAUUGCUCAGCUUUUGAAUUUCCUUUGAAUAUUCUGCUCAAUUCUUCUUCUUUGCUUUGAUGUUGUGAUAACAAUGAAGAAUACUUCCAUUAUUAUCACUUCAGCAGAGACAAUUGGUAACAACCCUGAUCUCUUAACACAAAUCCUCCUCAGAUUACCCACAAAGCCUCUCCUAAAAUUCAAGUGCGUCUCAAAACAAUGGCUUUCUCUCAUUUCCUGCCCUAAUUUCUGCCUCUCCCACACUCGCCACCACCAAACCAAUGGCUUCCUCACACCCACCGCUCUUCUUGUCAAAGGGUACUACACGUUACCCUCUGAAUUCGAUAUGGUUCCUCUGAAGCAUAACAGUAGAGUACCUUUCUUUGAUUAUAUGAAUAAUGCCCCUAACAUCAAUGUUAUUCAGUCUUGUUAUGGGUUGUUUCUUUGUGAGUCCGUGGCUGAUAGUUCUAAAGAUAUCAUCUCUAGGUACUUUAUUUGUAACCCCACUACCAAGAAAUUCAAGGAGCUAUCUUUUCCUAAAAACCCAUUUCAGGGUUCUAAAUUUUAUGUUAGUAUGGCUUUUGAUCCUCUCAAAUCACCUCAUUACAAGAUUAUUUGCGUCCGCGAAGUGUCUGAUAAACCUUCCAAGUUUGAACUGGAUAUAUAUUCAUCUCAGACUGAUUCUUGGAGUCUCUCUAGAAUCAGUUUUGGUGUGACAGACUUUAUAUGUUUCGAGGAUGCUGUCUUCUGUAAUGGGAAGAUUCAUUGGAAUUGUCAUUUGAAGGAUUCGUUAUACUUUGAUGUAGCAAAAGAAAGAUUGGAAGUAUUGCCUAUGCCAAUACCAACUAUGGAGGCACCUAAGGAACGUAGUCAUUUGGGAGAGUGUGGAGGCGUUUUAUAUAUAGCAGUGACCUACUGCAUACUUGUUUGUUUAGAAUUUGAUGUUUUUGAGAUGGCAAGUGAUUAUUCUCAUUGGUUCCUGAAGCAUCGUCUGUAUAUUGGGGAUUUAGUGAAGGAUUUUCCUGAGAUUAUCUGGAGUUAUGAUUUUUAUUCUCCUGGAUUCUCUGAUGUGUGUAUUACUCAAUUUGGGAAAGAAGAAGAACCUAGGGUUGUGGUCUGGAUAGAGAAUAAAGUAAUUUUCUAUGACUUCAAGGAUGGGGCAUGGAAAUCGCUUUAUGAUUUAAGGCCAAGUGUCAACUUUGACUCGUUGGAUGAGUGUUAUCAUUAUUCUGAUUUGAUUUUGCCGUAUCAAAGUAUCCAUGCCUUUCAGUACUUUGAGAACCUGUCUUCUAUUUGAGGUUGUAUAUUUUGCUAGCACCAUAUCU
Molecule: messenger RNA, 1586 nt
Organism: Durio zibethinus
Lineage: Eukaryota; Viridiplantae; Streptophyta; Magnoliopsida; Malvales; Malvaceae
Product: F-box protein At5g07610-like
Molecular function (GO): protein binding
Source: RefSeq, a predicted model, not a curated record